UCCAGGAUUUUAGAAGAGGCAAAUUUUUCUUAUAUAUUCAUUCCAAAUCUUCCUCUCCUCUGCUCUACCUGAAACCAAUUUUAGUUCUUGGCACCAUGAAUGAUUGGUCUUCUGCACAUUAUUGCAGUGGAGGUGAAUCAGGCUGGACUAUGUACUUGGACCAAUCCUAUGAUUCCGAGCAUCGUUUCGGUGGCGGCGGUGUCGGGGAGAAUUAUAGGGAAAAAGAGGCAAAAGUAAGAACAGAGGAGGAGGAUGAAGAAGAAGAUCUAUCAAUGGUGUCCGAUGCCUCCUCAGGUCCACCACAUUACCUUGAAGAUAACGAGGGAUACGUUUACAAUAAUGGGUACUCUUCUUAUGCCUAUUCAGCUGCAGAAUCAGCAGCAAACUGUAAAGAGGAGAAGAAGAAGAAGGGGAAAAAACAUGGGAGAAAUCAGCAACAUUCUUACCUUGAUGACACUGCAAGCUCCCCUGUAUAUGGCUAUGGAAAAGCAAGUAAAAUCAAUGCUGCACCAAGUAAUGAAGCUUCGGAGGAGAAUGCAGUGGAUUUUUCUCAGGGAUUCUCUGCGACCCACUUUAAGAGAAAAUCUUCACUGAGGAAGCACAUGGGUUUUUGUCGCUCUGAAAAAUCAGCACCAGAAGAAUGAGGCUAUUAGCGAUUCUCCCGCGGCUUCAAAAUUUUCUUUUUCUUUUUCUUUUUUGGGGUGUCAAAGCAAAUGAUAACGACGUGUUACACAUAUCAGAAUCAGAUUAUUAGAGGAAUAUUGUUCCUUUUGCUAUUGCUCUUA
This is a messenger RNA of Momordica charantia (bitter melon), 785 nucleotides long. Its product is annotated as protein SOB FIVE-LIKE 5. NCBI's taxonomy places the organism in Eukaryota, Viridiplantae, Streptophyta, Magnoliopsida, Cucurbitales, Cucurbitaceae. The record is from RefSeq and is a predicted model, not a curated record. Gene Ontology annotation, biological process: cytokinin biosynthetic process.